Molecule: messenger RNA, 3006 nt
Organism: Fusarium pseudograminearum CS3096
Lineage: Eukaryota; Fungi; Ascomycota; Sordariomycetes; Hypocreales; Nectriaceae
Exons: 3
Coding region: 1-3006 (1001 amino acids)
Biological process (GO): nucleoside metabolic process
Molecular function (GO): catalytic activity; protein binding
Source: RefSeq, a predicted model, not a curated record
AUGUCGGAUCCCCGAAAGUACACGGUCGGCUGGAUCUGUGCCAUCGCAACCGAAUACCUUGCAGCGCAACUCUUGGAUGAAGAGCACGGCCCACCCGAAUCUGUUUCUGUCAAUGACAGUAAUGACUACACAUUAGGCAAGAUUGGAAAACACAACGUCGUUAUGGCAGUUCUUCCAUUCGGCGAGUAUGGAAUAUCCUCUGCCACUGGUGUUGCCAAAGACAUGCUUCGUAGUUUCCCCAACGUCAGAAUUGGCCUGAUGGUCGGAAUUGGCGGAGGUGCACCGACAAAAAAGCAUGAUAUUCGCCUUGGAGACGUCAUUGUCGGUGUAUCUAACAACGGAGAUGGUGCUGUUUAUCAGUAUGACUUUGGGAAGACUGUGCAAGGUCAGGAAUUCCAGACAACAGGGUUUUUAAACCAGCCACCGACCUUUUUACGAACAGCUGUGCAGGGACUAUUGACGCAAUACAAGCGCAAGGGACACCAGCUUGACAAGCAUGUCAACAAGAUAUUGGCGGAGAACCCCAGACUUCAAAAAGACUUUCAGCGGCCCGAUCUAAGCAGCGAUCGACUCUAUGUCUCUUCCAAGGUGCACCCAAAGGAUGAUAAGUCCAGCUGUGCAGAAGUUUGUGGCGAUGAGAACUUAGUACGACGACCCGACCGUGGCGAAUAUGAAGACAAUCCCGCUGUCCACUAUGGCCUGAUUGCUUCGUCUAAUCGGUUGAUGAAGGACGCUUUAGCACGAGAUGCCCUUGCAGCGAAAAAAGGUGUUCUCUGUUUUGAAAUGGAAGCAGCCGGACUUAUGAACCAUUUCCCGUUCUUGGUCGUACGCGGAAUAUGCGACUACUCUGACUCGCACAAGAAUCAACAGUGGCAAGGCUUCGCAGCAAUGAUGGCGGCCGCUUACGCAAAGGAUCUCCUUCACCAGAUUCCUCCAAACAAAGUCGAGGCUGAGAAACCCAUCAGCGAAGUUCUAAGUUCCAUUGAGUCUUUAGGGAAAGAGACAAAACAUGCUGUAAUGAGUAUGGCAUCUGACAGCCAUUGGUACAAAAUUGAAAGGUGGUUGUCCCCGUCAGACUUUACCACUAAUGCCAACUUAGCAAGGCAACGCCGUCAUCCGGGCACCGGGACGUGGUUACUGGAAAGUACUGCCUUUCAAGAAUGGAAACUCGGAUCGCGUCAACACCUGUGGCUCUAUGGUCUAGCAGGAUGUGGAAAGACCGUUUUGAGUGGCACAAUUCUUGACCAUCUUGGGGAAUCAGCUACCAAUCACACGGUACUCGCCUUCUUCUUCGACUUUAACGACAUCAAAAAACAAAGGCUGGAAGACUUACUACGUUCACUGGCAAUCCAGCUCUACCACAGGGGCAAUGAGACGGCGAGGACACUGGACCGUCUUUUUGCUUUACAAGAUAACGGACGCAAACAACCAGACUCAAGAGCCUUAUCGGACUGUAUCGAUGCAAUGAUGAAAGAUGCCGGAAGGGUAUUCAUUGUCAUAGAUGCUUUGGAUGAGUGUAAAACGACAGAUGAGGUUUUGCGUUGGAUUGGAGGCUUGGCCUCCGGCAACGUUCAAGCUCUCAUAACUGGCCGGCCAGACACAAAGUUUCAAAGCGAGAUCUCUCAAGUGAUACAAGAGCGUAAUUGUAUCUUACUUGAUAAGCAAAGUAUCAACACUGAUAUCCGAAUCUACGUUAAGGCAACGCUCGAAACGAAGGCAGAUUUUAUUCGUAAACGUCUAUCUGGAGAUAUUAUAGACGAGAUAAGUGAGCGAAUAGGAGAUGGAUCUGACGGAAUGUUCAGAUGGGCGGCAUGUCAACUGGAGAGUCUUUCACGAUGUCUUAGUCCAAAACACAUCAAGCUAGCGCUAGCAACUUUGCCCCAGGAUCUGGACGAGACAUAUCAUCGUAUACUCUCGAAUAUACCAGCAGAAUACAAGAGUGGUACGAUGCGUCUCUUGCAAUUUCUCGUCCACACUAAGAGACCUCUGAAACUAGCAGAGGCUAUCGAAGUGGUAGCCACUGAGAUAGAUGAAGAGCCUAGGGGCUUCGAUCCUAAUGGCAGACUAUCUCUAGAUGACGACAUUUUACAAUACUGCCCCGGCCUUUUGACGGUCAUUCAAGUUACGGAAUACCAUGGUGUUGUAUGUGAUCAGCUUCACUUAGCCCACUUUUCUGUCAAGGAGUAUCUACUGAAACAACCCAAAUUCAACCUCCACAAUGCCAGCGCUGCCAUCUCCAGAACUUGCUUGGCUUAUCUUACCGACAUCGACGAGAAUGUCACUCAUAUCUACCACGAGUUUCCUAUGGCAUCUUAUGCGUCAAUGUACUGGACAACAUUUGCCGUUUUGGCUAGAGACUCCAAACAAUGCGUACAGGACACGGUCAUAUUUCUACGGGACCAGAUGGCAGUUCUGCGAUGGCGUCGGUUGGAGACCAAGAUGAGGUCACCAGUACCUUCCAACGGCGAUGCGCUAUUUUAUGCCUGUCAAUUUGGGCUCUUGAGGGCGGCGAAGACAUUGAUAGUAGAGGGAGCAGACGUGAACGCGCAAUAUGACCGGUUCGGCACAGUUUUACAGAUUGCCGCCCUUAUGGGCCACCUCGAGAUUGUGCAACUGCUACUAGACAAUGGAGCAGAUGUCAACGCAAAGAGUGUUAUAUGCGGCAAUGCACUAUACGCUGCUACACUCAAAGGCCAUUCAGAAGUUGUGCGGCUUUUGUUAAAAAGAGGCGCAGAUGUCAACGCAAGUGCCGAUGCACAACGUGGAAAUGCUCUGACUGCUGCAUCCUACAGAGGUAACCUGGAGAUAAUGCAGCUGCUACUGGAUGCGGGGGCAGACAUCAAUGCGAGCGGCGGUGUUUCUCGUAGUCCUCUACAGGCUGCUCUAUGGAUGGGCCGUGCAAAGUGUGUGAGAUUACUAUUGGAUAAUGGAGCGGAGGUUAAUCUGAAGGGUGAAGUGUACAGUGACGUUCUGCAUACGGCGUUAUCUCCGGAUGUUAAACUGUAA